AGGAUGGACGUGCUAGCGGAAGAGUUCGGGAACCUAACCUCGGGGGAGUUGGCUGCCCCGAUUCCGACAGUGGAGGAAAAAUGGAGGCUGCUUCCAGCGUUUUUAAAGGUGAAAGGCCUUGUGAAACAACAUAUAGACUCAUUUAACUAUUUCAUUAAUGUAGAGAUCAAGAAGAUAAUGAAAGCAAAUGAAAAGGUUACAAGUGAUGCAGACCCCAUGUGGUAUCUAAAAUAUCUUAAUAUCUACGUUGGGCUUCCUGAUGUUGAAGAAAGCUUCAAUGUAACGAGACCAGUGUCCCCUCAUGAGUGCCGUCUGAGGGACAUGACGUACUCUGCCCCCAUCACAGUGGAUAUUGAAUACACUCGAGGCAGCCAGAGGAUCAUCCGCAACGCCUUACCCAUCGGCAGAAUGCCCAUCAUGCUGCGUAGUUCAAACUGUGUUCUCACAGGGAAAACACCGGCGGAAUUUGCCAAAUUGAAUGAGUGUCCUUUAGAUCCAGGUGGCUACUUCAUUGUUAAAGGAGUAGAGAAAGUCAUUCUUAUCCAAGAGCAGCUGUCUAAGAACAGGAUCAUUGUGGAAGCUGACCGUAAAGGGACAGUCGGCGCUUCGGUGACCAGCUCCACCCAUGAGAAAAAAAGUAGAACCAAUAUAGCGGUAAAGCAAGGACGAUUUUACUUGAGACACAACACGCUGUCUGAAGACAUACCCAUUGUGAUCAUAUUUAAGGCCAUGGGUGUUGAGAGUGACCAGGAAAUUGUGCAGAUGAUUGGCACCGAGGAGCACGUGAUGGCUGCGUUUGGGCCCAGUCUGGAAGAAUGCCAGAAAGCUCAGAUUUUCACACAGUUGCAGGCAUUAAAAUAUAUUGGGAACAAAGUGAGACGGCAGCGGAUGUGGGGAGGUGGACCAAAGAAAACCAAAAUAGAAGAAGCAAGAGAACUGCUGGCUUCUACCAUCCUGACCCACGUACCUGUUAAGGAAUUUAACUUCCGAGCCAAAUGCAUUUAUACAGCAGUGAUGGUGCGAAGAGUGAUCCUGGCCCAAGGAGAUAAUAAGGUUGAUGACCGAGACUAUUAUGGCAACAAGCGAUUGGAGUUGGCAGGACAGCUUUUAUCUCUCCUAUUUGAAGAUUUAUUCAAAAAAUUUAAUUCUGAACUGAAGAAGAUUGCAGACCAGGUGAUUCCAAAGCAGAGAGCAGCCCAGUUUGAUGUGGUGAAGCACAUGCGACAGGACCAGAUCACCAACGGCAUGGUCUACGCCAUCUCCACUGGAAAUUGGUCUCUAAAAAGAUUUAAGAUGGAUCGUCAAGGUGUCACUCAAGUGCUGUCUCGCUUGUCAUACAUCUCCGCACUGGGCAUGAUGACCAGGAUCUCUUCCCAGUUUGAAAAGACAAGAAAAGUGAGUGGUCCGCGAUCCCUCCAGCCGUCUCAGUGGGGAAUGCUCUGUCCUUCGGACACUCCUGAGGGCGAGGCCUGUGGUUUGGUUAAAAACUUGGCCCUGAUGACACACAUCACAACCGACAUGGAAGAUGGGCCCAUUAUCAGAUUAGCCAAUAACGUGGGAGUAGAAGAUGUGAAUUUAUUGUGUGGCGAAGAGCUUUCUUACCCAGAUGUGUUCCUCGUCUUCCUCAAUGGUAACAUCCUGGGUGUCAUCCGAGAUCAUAAGAAGCUAGUGAAUACAUUUAGACUGAUGCGAAGAGCCGGUUAUAUCAACGAAUUUGUUUCCAUCUCAACCAAUCUUACAGAUCGGUGCGUUUAUAUCUCCUCUGAUGGAGGAAGGCUGUGCAGACCUUACAUAAUUGUUAAGAAUCAGAAGCCUGCAGUAACAAAUAAGCAUAUGGAAGAGCUGGCCCAGGGAUACAGGAAUUUUGAAGACUUCUUACAUGAGAGCCUGGUUGAAUAUUUAGAUGUGAAUGAAGAAAAUGACUGUAACAUCGCGCUGUAUGAGCAUACAAUUAAUAAAGACACCACCCAUUUGGAGAUCGAGCCCUUCACCCUUCUCGGCGUCUGUGCUGGCCUGAUCCCGUACCCUCAUCAUAACCAGUCUCCCAGAAACACGUAUCAGUGUGCCAUGGGGAAACAAGCAAUGGGUACCAUCGGAUACAACCAGCGGAACAGAAUUGAUACCCUCAUGUAUCUACUAGCAUAUCCACAAAAACCUAUGGUUAAAACAAAGACCAUCGAGUUGAUCGACUUCGAGAAGCUGCCGGCCGGACAGAAUGCAAUAGUGGCUGUCAUGAGUUACAGUGGCUAUGACAUUGAGGAUGCUCUUGUUUUGAACAAAGCCUCCUUGGACCGAGGCUUUGGUCGUUGCCUUGUCUACAAAAAUGCAAAAUGUACAUUAAAACGAUACACCAAUCAAACUUUUGACAAAGUGAUGGGGCCCAUGCUGGAUGCUACUACACGGAAACCCAUCUGGAAACAUGAAAUUUUAGAUGCAGAUGGUAUUUGCUCUCCAGGUGAGAAGGUCGAAAACAAGCAAGUGCUUGUGAAUAAGUCAAUGCCCACAGUGACUCAGACUCCUUUGGAAGGAAGUAACGUGCCACAGCAGCCACAGUACAAAGAUGUGCCCAUAACGUACAAAGGGGCAACAGAUUCCUAUAUUGAAAAGGUGAUGAUAUCUUCAAAUGCUGAAGAUGCUUUUCUGAUCAAAAUUCUGUUGAGACAGACUCGGCGUCCAGAGAUUGGAGACAAAUUCAGCAGUCGCCAUGGGCAGAAAGGUGUCUGCGGCUUGAUCGUCCCUCAGGAGGACAUGCCAUUUUGUGAUUCAGGCAUCUGCCCGGACAUCAUCAUGAACCCUCACGGCUUCCCCUCACGUAUGACGGUAGGGAAGCUCAUUGAACUGCUGGCUGGCAAGGCUGGCGUGCUGGAUGGCAGGUUCCACUAUGGCACCGCAUUUGGAGGGAGUAAAGUGAAGGACGUGUGCGAGGACCUCGUUCGCCAUGGGUAUAACUACUUGGGGAAAGACUACGUCACCUCGGGCAUCACAGGGGAGCCCUUAGAAGCGUACAUCUACUUUGGCCCCGUGUACUAUCAGAAGCUGAAGCACAUGGUUCUGGACAAGAUGCAUGCCCGGGCUCGGGGCCCACGAGCCGUCUUAACCAGGCAGCCCACUGAGGGCCGAUCCCGGGAUGGUGGUUUGCGUCUUGGAGAAAUGGAACGUGACUGCUUAAUCGGCUACGGAGCCAGCAUGCUUUUGCUAGAAAGGCUAAUGAUCUCAAGUGAUGCCUUUGAGGUCGACGUCUGCGGGCAGUGCGGACUUCUGGGCUACUCCGGCUGGUGCCAUUACUGCAAGUCUUCGUGUCACGUGUCCUCCCUCCGGAUUCCGUACGCCUGCAAGCUGCUCUUCCAGGAACUGCAGUCGAUGAACAUUAUCCCCAGAUUGAAGCUGGCCAAGUACAAUGAGUAAAGGCAGAAAGGAUGGUUAUUUCAAGUCCAAGUCAAAGGAAAACAGGGAUUGAAGGCUAUUUCUGUUCCUGUGA
Elephantulus edwardii (Cape elephant shrew) is the source of this 3478-nucleotide messenger RNA. It is a transcript of the gene POLR3B, whose product is annotated as polymerase (RNA) III (DNA directed) polypeptide B. The record is from RefSeq and is a predicted model, not a curated record. Gene Ontology annotation, cellular component: RNA polymerase III complex. The coding region runs from base 4 to 3405 and encodes 1133 amino acids. Lineage: Eukaryota; Metazoa; Chordata; Mammalia; Macroscelidea; Macroscelididae. Gene Ontology annotation, biological process: DNA-templated transcription. The transcript has 28 exons. Gene Ontology annotation, molecular function: DNA binding; DNA-directed RNA polymerase activity; ribonucleoside binding.